AUAUUCCGUACACUGGCAGUCUGGCACUCGCCCCCCAAAAACUCAAAACCUCUUUCGCCUAACUAGACAACCUCGGUCGUGUCAAUGAACAAACUUUCUCAUCCAAAUCCUCAGUAAAAACUCCCCGACGUCUCGUUGCAGUCGAUUCCUCCCCCUCCCUCCGGCCGCCACGCAAUGGGUAACACCUCCUCCAUGCUCACUCAAUACGACAUCGAAGAAGUCCAAAGCCACUGCAACAACACGUUUUCGCAGCAGGAGAUUGUGUCGUUGUACCAGAGGUUUUGCCAGCUGGAUCGCAGUAAUGGCGGUUUUAUCUCUGGUGAAGAGUUCCUCAACGUUCCUGAAUUCGCCGUCAAUCCUCUCUCUCUUAGGUUGUUGAGGAUGCUAGAUGGAUUGAAUUUUAAGGAUUUUGUGGCAUUUUUGUCUGCAUUCAGUCCACGUGCGAGUUUGCAACAGAAAAUUGAAUUUAUAUUCAAGGUGUAUGAUUCAGAUGGAAAUGGGAAAGUUACAUUUAAUGAUAUGCUGGAUGUUUUGCGUGAUUUGACUGGAAAUUUUAUAUCCGAGCAACAAAGAGAGCAAGUUCUGACGCGUGUUCUUGAGGAAGCAAGCUACACAAAGGAUUCCUUAAUAGUUUUAUCGGACUUUGUUAAGAUACUUGGAAACUCAGAUUUGAAGAUGGAAGUUGAGGUUCUGGUGGACUAAAAUAAGACCUGCACUCGUUUAACGAUACAAUGCCAAAAGUGUUUGUAAAAUUUGUUCCGUUGUUGAAGCUCAAGGUUUGAAUUCUUCUGGGGCGCAUUAGAGCAAUCUGCUGCUGCUUAAAUCGUUGGGCAUGUUUGUUGUACGGUACCUAACUUCUCAAUUAGACUAUAAAAAUCUGGUGUAAUUGCUAUUUGUCAUCUCCCUCAGUUAAAUUCCCGAAUGUGUUUAUAAUUUAAAGUUCCUCACAGAUCUCAUUACAGAUCAAUCGAAGAGAACUAGGUGAGUUCAUCUAAUUUGCCCUUGUUCUGCGCUUUUCCUCCUUCAUAAAUCCGUCGCUUGUUUCUUUCUGUAAAAUGGUUUCAAACAAUGUGUAUCGAGUCAAUAUUGGAUGACAAUACAAUUUAAGAUUCUCUUAAGAAAUGUAUAAUUAUUCCCCAAA
Messenger RNA from Pistacia vera, 1141 nucleotides. RefSeq names its product calcineurin subunit B-like. The record is from RefSeq and is a predicted model, not a curated record. Bases 175 to 702 code for a protein of 175 amino acids. NCBI's taxonomy places the organism in Eukaryota, Viridiplantae, Streptophyta, Magnoliopsida, Sapindales, Anacardiaceae. The transcript has 6 exons. Gene Ontology annotation, molecular function: calcium ion binding.